Dermatophagoides pteronyssinus (European house dust mite) is the source of this 1008-nucleotide messenger RNA. RefSeq lists its product as uncharacterized. NCBI's taxonomy places the organism in Eukaryota, Metazoa, Arthropoda, Arachnida, Sarcoptiformes, Pyroglyphidae. The record is from RefSeq and is a predicted model, not a curated record.
AGAAAUGCUUUGAGAAAUCAUCAUCAUUUUUUACUUCAAUUACGAAUGUCUUUUUUGCUAUUCAUUUUGUUUCCCAAAAUCAUCAUCAUCAUCAUCGAUUAUUAUCAUUAAUAAUAAUCAUGUUACAAUAUUGUUGUCCAUCGAAUGUUUGCCAAAUUUUUCUUUCAUUUCGUUUUUUUUGUUGUUUUAAUAAAUUUUCAAAUUCAUUGUGAUUUUGGGAAGGAAAAAUUACUGAUCAUGGCCAAUUUUAACUAUGUGAAUAAUAAUGAACGAACAAUAUACAAUAAUGAACAAUUUAAUCCAAUGUAUUUAGACGAACCAAUUCGUUUGGAUACAAGUCCAUAUAAUCGAAGAUUUUCACAAAAUGGUGAUUCAUAUAUGGCACGAAGAUAUUCAUCACCACAAAUGGGUUAUUAUGAUCUAAUUACCGGUGAAUAUCGAUAUCGAUCGGAUAAUUAUAAUCAAUCAUCAUCAUUAUCAAAUUAUAUUGGUGAAACUGAACCACCAAUGUGUGAAAAUACAUGUAAAUGUUGUCAAGUAAAAUUACCAUUUAAUUGUUUAACAAUUUCAUUAAUAACAUGUUUAAUGUUACUUAUAAUGUUUGGUCUUUUUCAAGCAAUAUUGUCUACAUCUAAUUCAAAAAAUCCAGUUAAUACAACAAUAUUUAGCGAUAUGAUUUUUUUAAUGUCUUUUUUAUCCGUGAUAUUUUUCAUACUAACUAUUAUACGUUAUAUUUGUAUUGAAAAAUUUCAUCUAUGUAAUAAUGGCCUAUGUUAUCGUUUUCAUUUAUUGGGCAAAGUAAUUGGUGAUGUAUUUUCAAAUGAUAGUUCAAAACAUAUUUCCUAUAAUAGUGGCCCAAAUAUCGAUGUUGGUGGCGAUGGUGAAGAAUUUGUCUAAACAAACCAGAAAACAAAAUUAACCUUGUACUUUUCAUUAUAAUUCGAAGAAUUAGAAUUCAUUUUUAUUUCAAAUUAUUAUUGUUGUCCAUUAUCAGAUCAACAUUCAUUU